UCAGCUAUGUGGGAUCCAGCCACCUUAGCUACCACAGCACCUAGCUGGCCGAGAUUUGUUUUGUGCCGUGUGUCUCUAGAGUGAUAUGGCCUGGUCAGCCUGCUGCUGGGUCAAGCACCAGCCUUCCCUUGUCUGGAUGAGCUGCUUGUUGGUGUUCCCUGUUGGGGAGGGAGAGUGUUCUGCUCAGGGCAGUGUCAUCACCCGUUUGGCCCACGUUUCAUCAAGACACAUGCUGUCCACAGGUGCAGCAGCUGGGGGUCUGCUGGAAGUACUGAUUCCACCACAUGUGGCUGUGACUGACUCUGGGAUGAUGGGCUAUUCCAUCAGGUUCUCAGGAAGGCAGGGGGCAGCUGACUUCAGACACCAUUUGCUUUUGACUCAAGAUGAUCUGAUGUCUUCUCAUAAAGCCCACGAACAUGAUGGCCACACAGACGUUAAGUAUAGACAGCUAUCAAGACGGGCAACAAAUGCAAGUAGUAACAGAGUUAAAAACUGAACAAGACCCGAGCUGUUCUCAACCUGAUGCAGAAGGAGUGAGCCCUCCUCCUGUGGAGUCCCAGACACCGAUGGACGCAGACAAGCAGGCCAUUUAUAGGCAUCCACUGUUUCCGUUGUUAGCUCUGCUGUUUGAAAAAUGUGAGCAGUCUACCCAGGGCUCUGAGGGCACAACAUCCGCCAGCUUCGAUGUGGAUAUAGAGAAUUUUGUGAGGAAGCAAGAGAAGGAAGGGAAGCCCUUCUUUUGUGAAGAUCCAGAAACUGACAACUUGAUGGUAAAAGCAAUCCAGGUUUUGCGUAUUCAUCUUCUGGAGCUGGAAAAGGUUAAUGAACUCUGCAAAGAUUUCUGCAGUCGAUAUAUUGCUUGUCUGAAAACGAAAAUGAACAGUGAGACCCUGCUGAGUGGAGAGCCUGGAAGCCCAUACUCCCCUGUGCAGUCCCAGUCCCUUCCACAUGUGUGUUCUGACUUCCAGCAGAUUCAGGGUGCCAUCACAGGCACCCUAAGCCCUCAAGGAAUUGUGGUACCUGCCUCCGCACUGCAACAGGGAAACGUAACCAUGGCAACUGUGGCAGGUGGCACAGUGUAUCAACCUGUCACAGUUGUCACUCCACAAGGCCAGGUGGUCACACAGGCACUGUCACCCGGGACAAUCCGGAUCCAGAACUCCCAGCUUCAGUUACAGUUAAACCAAGAUCUAAGCAUCUUGCAUCAAGAUGAUGGCUCAUCUAAGAAUAAAAGGGGAGUUCUGCCGAAGCAUGCUACCAAUGUGAUGCGAUCUUGGCUCUUUCAGCACAUAGGGCAUCCCUACCCAACAGAGGAUGAGAAGAAACAGAUUGCUGCUCAGACAAACUUGACACUACUCCAAGUCAACAACUGGUUCAUCAAUGCCAGAAGACGGAUUCUUCAGCCAAUGUUGGAUUCCAGUUGUUCAGAGACUCCGAAAACAAAGAAAAAAACUGCUCAGAACAGGCCAGUUCAGAGGUUUUGGCCAGACUCUAUUGCAUCAGGUGUUGCACAGCCGCCACCAAGUGAGCUGGCCAUGUCAGAAGGAGCUGUUGUAACCAUCACCACACCUGUGAACAUGAAUGUGGACAGCCUCCAAUCCCUGUCCUCGGACGGGGCCACGUUGGCGGUGCAGCAGGUCAUGAUGGCGGGACAGAGCGAGGAUGAGUCUGUGGACAGCACAGAGGACGACGGGGGUGCGCUGGCCCCCACCCACAUCAGCGGGCUUGUCCUGGAGAGCAGUGGCUCCCUGCAGUAGGGACACAGUGGCCACCGCCUGACUUUUUAUAGUUUGCACAGCAAACAUUUUACACAG
Molecule: messenger RNA, 1814 nt
Organism: Tupaia belangeri chinensis (Chinese tree shrew)
Lineage: Eukaryota; Metazoa; Chordata; Mammalia; Scandentia; Tupaiidae
Gene: PKNOX1
Product: PBX/knotted 1 homeobox 1
Exons: 11
Coding region: 417-1757 (446 amino acids)
Biological process (GO): regulation of DNA-templated transcription
Molecular function (GO): DNA binding
Source: RefSeq, a predicted model, not a curated record